This is a messenger RNA of Henningerozyma blattae CBS 6284, 2352 nucleotides long. RefSeq names its product dolichyl-phosphate-mannose-protein mannosyltransferase (gene PMT4). The coding region runs from base 1 to 2352 and encodes 783 amino acids. Gene Ontology annotation, molecular function: dolichyl-phosphate-mannose-protein mannosyltransferase activity. The record is from RefSeq and is a predicted model, not a curated record. Gene Ontology annotation, biological process: protein O-linked glycosylation via mannose. The transcript has a single exon. Gene Ontology annotation, cellular component: membrane; endoplasmic reticulum. Lineage: Eukaryota; Fungi; Ascomycota; Saccharomycetes; Saccharomycetales; Saccharomycetaceae.
AUGGCAGUUAUCAAGAGAAAUCAUAAAGGUAAGAACAAUAGUAAUAAUAACUUAUCGGCUCAAAAUUCUGAAAAAUCAAUUGAAAACAAGUUAGAAUUAGAUGAUGAUAAGAAAUAUAAAACUUUAGCUACAAAAUCAAAUAAUAAUUUUAAAUAUAUUGGUGAAAGAUGGCUAACAAGUCCAUUACCUGCUCCAGAAUGGCAUUAUACUCUAUGGAGAAGUAUCGUAACUUUAGUAGCUUUUAUUGUAAGAUUUUAUAAAAUUUGGUAUCCAAAGGAAGUCGUAUUUGAUGAAGUCCAUUUUGGUAAAUUCGCCUCAUAUUAUUUAGAAAGAACAUAUUUCUUUGACGUUCAUCCACCAUUCGCUAAAAUGUUGAUUGCAUUUAUUGGUUAUUUACGUGGUUAUGAUGGUUCUUUCAAAUUUGAUGAAAUUGGUUAUAGUUAUGAAACAAAUCCAGCUCCUUACUUGGCUUAUCGUUGUUUCAAUGCAUUAUUAGGUACCUUAACUGUUCCAAUUAUGUUUAAUACAUUAAAAGAAAUGAAUUUUAAGGCAGUCACUUGUGCAUUUGCAGGGUUUUUAGUCGCCUUAGAUAAUGCACAUAUUGUAGAAACAAGAUUAAUAUUGCUAGAUGCUACAUUGAUCAUCUCUGUAGCUGCUAGCAUUUACUGUUAUGUUCGCUUCUAUAAAGCUCAAUUAAAGGCACCAUUCUCAUAUUCUUGGUUCUUUUGGCUAUAUUUAACUGGAUUAUCUUUAUCCUUUGUUAUUUCAACAAAAUAUGUUGGUGUUUUUACUUUUGUAAUGGUAGGCAUUGCUGUACUUGUUAAUUUAUGGCAACUAUUAGAUAUUCGUGCUAGUUUGAAUAUGAAAACUUACAUUAAACAUUUCACUAGAAGAGUUUCUGGCUUAAUACUGGCUCCAUUUAUGGUUUAUUUAUUUUGGUUUUGGGUUCACUUCUCUGUUUUAACAAAAUCUGGCCCGGGUGAUUCUUUCAUGUCAUUUGAUUUUCAAGAAACUUUAAGUGACUCUCCAAUGGCUCGUGAAACUAAACAAGUUAAUUAUUAUGAUAUCGUUACCUUUGAGCAUAAAGAUACUAAUACUUUUUUACACUCCCAUCUAGCCAAUUAUCCCCUAAGAUAUGAAGAUGGUAGAAUAUCUUCCCAAGGCCAAAUCGUUACAACUUCUGAUGAUGCUGCUGAUGUUUUUAAUCAAUGGGAAAUUUUACCAACGAAGGAAUUAGAAUCUACCACUGGCCAACCUGUUCGUUUGAAUGAACAUAUUAGAUUAAGACACGUUGCCACAAAUACUUAUUUGUUAGCUCAUGAUGUUGCUUCACCAUUUUAUCCAACAAAUGAAGAAAUUGUUACAGUUUCUGAAGAAGACGCAAAUGAUUCUAAAUAUGCUCAAACUUUAUUUAUGUUACAAGCACUAAAGAAAAAUGAUGGAAAUAGAAUUGUUAAUACAAGAGGUACAGUAUUCCGUCUUUUCCACGUAGAUACUGCUGUUGCUUUAUGGUCACACAACGAUGUGUACUUACCUGAAUGGGCUGGUGAAAAUCAGCAAGAAGUUAAUGGUAAUAAGAAAGUCACUGAGCCAUCUAAUAAUUGGCUUAUCAAUUCAAUUACAAACUUGAAUGAUGACAGAUUGGUUUAUAUCCCAAAGCAAGUUAAGAAAUUACCAUUCCUCACUAAAUGGUGGGAAGCACAGCGUUUAAUGUUUGAACAUAAUAACAAAUUGAGUUCUGAACAUCCAUUCGCAUCUCAACCUUAUUCUUGGCCUGGUUCCCUGAGCGGUGUUUCAUUCUGGACAAAGGAUUCAGAAAGAGUUCAAAUUUACUUUAUUGGUAACAUAUUUGGUUGGUGGGCUGAAAUUAUUUCUUUAGCUGUUUAUCUAGGCCUUAUUAUUGUUGAUUUAAUCUCUAGACAACGUGGGGUCUACAUUUUGAAUGCACUAACUAGAGACAAAAUAUAUGGUCCUUUAAUGUACCUGUUUGCUGGCUGGUGUUUCCAUUACUUCCCAUUCUAUUUAAUGGCUCGUCAGAAAUUUUUACACCAUUACUUGCCUGCUCAUUUGAUUGCUGCACUAUUUACCGGUGCCCUUUGGGAAACCAUAUUCACUGAUUGCAGAAAUGCAAAUCCUGAAGUUGAUGAGGGAGAAGAUAGUGACACUGUUUUUGCCCAGCCAAAAUUAUAUCUGAAAUAUUAUGGAUUCUUCCUAAUAUUAAUGUUGGUCGGAUUAACGGCAUGUUUUAUAUUUUUUGCACCAUUAUCUUACGGUGAUAUUUCGUUAGACUCAGCUGCUCUUAUCAGAAGACAAUGGUUUAAUAUUAAAUUAAAUUAUAUUAAGCAAAGUUGA